AUGCCUCCGAUCGCUGUUGGUGACACUAUUCCCGAUGGCACUCUUGCCUACUUCAACGAGGAAGAUAAGAUGCAGGAUGUCUCCAUACAUUCCCUGGCCUCCGGCAAGAAAGUCGUUAUAUUUGGCGUUCCCGGCGCUUUCACUCCUACCUGCAGCAUGCAGCAUGUACCAAGUUUCAUUGAAAGAUCUGAAGAGCUUAAAUCAAAAGGUGUAGAGGAACUUCUGUUAAUCAGUGCAAACGACCCUUAUGUGAUGAAGGCAUGGAGAAAAUCAUAUGCUGAUACAAAGAAUGUUAAGUUUCUUGCUGAUGGAUCUGCAUCUUACAUCCAUGCACUUGGGCUUGAGCUUGACCUUUCUGAAAAAGGGAUGGGAACUCGGUCCAGAAGGUUUGCUAUGUUGGUUAAUAAUCUCAAAGUGGUAGCUGCAAACAUUGAAGAAGGCGGUGAAUUCACUGUCUCGGGUGCUAAUGAGAUUCUCAAGGCACUGUAAAUAUGCACGUCAAUUCCGUCUCUAGAUCCCACAUGUGUGGUUACUGGUACUACUGGAUACUGGUUACUGGUUACUGAUUACGUACUUUGUACUUUUUGCUUCGUACUAGUUAUAGCUAAAAGUCGGUGGAACCAG
This is a messenger RNA of Lactuca virosa, 624 nucleotides long. Lineage: Eukaryota; Viridiplantae; Streptophyta; Magnoliopsida; Asterales; Asteraceae. The record is from the annotation of a GenBank genome assembly.